UAGAGGUUAUGUUUGUAAAGUUUGUUGAUGUAUGUAGUGUGAUCGUGAUGUAACCACGUGUGUUUCUACUAAUUAUAUACUUAUUUAUCAUAAUUAUACAUAGUGAAAUCUCUUCUGUAACAUUUUGUUUCCUCAUGGUGUUUUGACAAGUCCAUCAAUAUGGCUGUCACAUCACUGGCUCAACAACUGAGCAGACUUCGAGUCCCUCAGACAUCCCAGCUUGUAGACAAGAAGAAGAAAACUUCGUUUCUAUUUCAAUCAAGGGAAGCCGCAGAUAUUGAUAGGGAUACUUUCUAUUCCAUUGGUAUUGAUGGUUUGAGUGAGCUUAUAAGUAUCAACAGGAAUGCCUUUGAGCAUUUUGCCAACUCUUUGUUUGAUGUCUCUUCAAAGAACUUUGUUCGAUCCAUCGAAAACACAGAGACAAAUGAAAAACUCAAUGAAGAAAUCAAGUCAUUUCUAAUAAACUGUUCUCCAUACUUCCUGUUGAAGCCAACAGCCCAAGCACUAGAAUGGAUGAUUUCAAGGUACCAAGUGAAUGAAUACAACAUCGACACUCUUCUUAUGUUGGCGUUGCCUUACUACGAAACAAAACUGUUUCCUCGUCUACUGCAAGUGCUCCGCUUGAAGACGCUGCCAUCGUGGGCUUGGCUGCAGCCAGUCAAGAGAGAAGGCAUUCCACUUUCGAAGACUGCCCUCUUCAACAGAGCAUCCACCGAUAUGGGCUUCUUCAAGUUUGUCUUGAGCAUGCCUAAAACUGCUAUACAGUAUUACUUGGGCAAACCCGAACAAUUGUCUAACCUGUUUGCAUUCUUCUGUACGACAACCAUUGGCGCCCUGAAUCAAUCAGUGAAAGUGACUGAACUACAAGUGACUCAUCUGCUACCGGCCAUUAAAAGUGGACUGCAGUCCAAAGUGAAUGACUUCACGGCAUCUGUGUAUAUGAUUGUCAGCUUCCUUUUGUCCAAAACUCGACUCAGCGAAAUGGUUGUAACAGAGUUCCUCUUCAGAGUAAUCAAGGUAUUCUCAAAACAAAGAUUGGUGAACGAAUCCAUUUUGCUGAUGACACUUUUGUGCCAAUGCAACGCGCAGAUCAGUCACGACUCGUUGGCGAUUGCGUGCAAGGUUGAGAAGCAACUGAUGUCUGCUCUCACCGACACGGCCAGUCGAGGCAUCUGCGUAUUCCCCAUCAUCCGCGCCAUUUUCAAUUGCUAUUUGGCACUCAAGUGUAAAAAGAAAACAUCGGACAUCAGAUCUGAAUGUGAAAAGCUUCUCGUAAAAAUUUUGAAUGAUAUCAAAUUCAGCAAGGAAGAAGCAGAAGAGGUAUUCAGGAUGUUCAUAAACAAAUGCAAGAUGAGGAAUGAAAAGCAGAACACAAUGGUGGAGUUCCUGGUUGUGCAGCUGAAGACACUGGAGAGACAGUACCCGGACGCAUUCGACAGCAUUGUGUCGGACCCCAAGUACUCGAACACGGCCAAAGCGCUGUUCAGCCUGACGCCGGCCUACAUGGGCCAGAUGAGUCUCUUCAACGACCUGCGCAAUCCCAAUCCGGCCGUGCGCGCCAACGCUGUCAAGUCGGUUCAACAAAGCUUCGAACCGCGAGAGUCGACCUGGUUGAGCGAAGUAAUCUUGGAACGCCUAACAGAUGAGAACCCGCUUGUGGUGACUGCUGUUCUCAAGCUGGACACAGACUUCCUCGUCAAACUGUUGUCACCCGAGCGAUUCAUACAACACCUCAUGGAGGCCGCCACCAAAGUCUGGCAGGAAAACUCAUCCAAGUGGAGGAAAGUUGCUCCGCGACUGCUGAAACAGUUCUGCAAUGCCUUGGAACAGGCAACAGAGUUCAGGACUGAAAGGAACGUGCUGUUGACUUUUGUGCCUUACCUCCUAUCGGGAAAUUUUGCAGCUGCGAAAAUUCUACAAGAGAAUUCACUGCUGAGUGAUCACAUACCUUUUCUGAAAAGUCUGAAGAAAAAGUUGAAAAGCAUGGAAAACAGUGACGAGGAGAGGAUAGUGUCAUCUGUGUGGGAAGUAUUGCAGGAUCAAUCAUCUCUGCCAUCACUGGAUGCCACUCUGCAAUUCCAAAAUCUGAAAGUUCAUGUUGAAAAAUCACUGACAAUACUGAUGGCUGCUUCUGCUGUUGAGGCUAAAAUCGACCCCACCAAGAGCAUUCGAGUACUCGAUUGGUUGUGGGCAUUGAUCAAAGAUGACAAGAUUUCUCACUCAAAACAUCAUGUUUCCAAAGAUAACAUUGGCAAAAUAAUGUUGGUGCACAAUCUCAUUGUGAAGCUCUUGGAACGGACCGAGUUGGAAGUGCCUCAUGACUGUCAAGGCUGGUACAAAUUCGACAAUCCUUCACAACAAUUUCUGCUCGACAUUUUCAAAAUCUGUUCUCAAAUCCACAAGUCAAUGAGGGAUAAGUAUCUGAAGGAAUUCAAUCAUGUCACCAAACAGCUAUUCCAGACCCGUCUAACCAAAAAAGAAUACGGAAAACUCGUUUGUAGCAUGAUAAUGGAGAGCAAAGAUGUUUCUGAGUUCUGCCUGCUAUUGUUGCAUGAUCAGUUGAAGAAUGAGUCUGCUGACAACAGCAAAUCAGGUGGCUUAUGGUCGGUCGAACUGAGUCCAUCCAACCUGCUUGUGCCGGUCCUGCUCAUCACUCUCUCGUCAUCGACCGCUGAAAUAAGAGAGCAGGCAUUCAACAUGAUCAAACAAAUCAACUCUCACUGUGAUGGAAAAGCAACACCCUACUCACGUUUCCUGAAACAGCUGGAAUCCUGGCAGGAGGAAAUGACAGUGGAUUGCGAGCAGCUGUUGAUAGCACUGUACAUGCUGUUGUCUCCCGAUCCUUGCGUCGAAGUCAAUCUGCAGGAAAGCAUGAGACAGGACAUGCGGAAAGUGAGAGAGCUGCUGUUCAGCAUGAUCACUGACCCUUCCACUCCGUUGGCAGUCACCUCUUCCCUGCUGAGUGUCCUUUCUCACGUGUCUUCCACGCAGAUAAUGGCAAAACUCUUACCGAUCGGAAUCAAGAUUUUCGACAAGCAUUCUGCAAACACCAGCGAAGUGCUCAAUGCAAAUGAGAAUGCUAUUCUCACGUGCAUUCUGGAGAGGAUUGAAAGAAGUAUAGUGUCCGUUUUUGAAGCCGGAGAAAGUUGGGAGUUUGUUGAGAAAUGCCUCACGAUGGGAAAGAAUGGAUUGGAUGCACCUCCAGUUAUUUUCUUGAAUAAGAUCACUCGUGAGUUGUUCGACGAGUUACCUGUAACUGCAAAAACAAAACUCAUCAAUCAGGUUGUGAAAAUCAUCACAGAAAUGGAAGUGAGCGAAGUGCACUCUGCAGCGAGUGCAAUGAUGAAGAGAAUAUCGAUAGAUGCGGCAACAAUACUGAACAUCGUGCACGCUAUGCGAGACGCGCAGGUCCCGGUCACACCAGGCCAGAGGGCCAAGAAGAAGUGGAGCCAAACUCCCAACUACACGUUGCUGGGCGUUGACGACUGGAAACGGGGAGUGUGUCUUCUGGAGUUGAUUCAAAACAAAAAGAAACUGACUGACAGCUAUCGUUUGAUUGCUCCUUUAUUCGAGAUUUUGAAAGUUUGCCUGCAGUUUGAAGAACAGGGCCCUGUUGAGUACACCAAACAACUGCUGCUUUCAACUAUACUGUUGUGUUUGAGGAAGUCUGCAGAUGAUGAUAAAUUGAAAUUGCUGCCUCCGAGCGCCGUGCCAGUGGAAUCGGUUGUUGACUGUAUUCGAGUGUCUCAAAACCCGCAGACUCACCACCACGCACUGUCUGUGUUGUCGUUGGUGGCCGGGUUGAAGCCAGACCAGGUUCUGCACAACGUGAUGCCAGUUUUCACGUUCAUGGGAUCGUCGGUGAUUCGGUUGGACGACGCCUACAGUUUCCAGGUGACGCUGAAGACGGUCGAAACAAUCAUUCCGAUACUGGUGCAGAGUGUGGAGACGGGUGUGGCCAACAGGGACCAGAUCAAGGAGGUGCUGCAGGUGUUUGCGGCUGCUGUGCUGGAUAUCCCCGAGCACCGGCGGCUGGCUCUCAUCCACAAACUGUUGACCACGCUGGACGCGGAUGGUGGCUACCUGUGGCUGUUCAUCUGUCAGGUGCUGGCCAGCAGUGUCCUCGAACCAGAGCCUAGACCACCCAACAGUGCUGAACUCUCCCAAAGAAAAAUGAAAACUCUGCAAGACCUGUGCCUCGAAUUUCCCCCCUCCGCAAUACUGCAAUCCAUGUACUCAAUCAUGAAACAUGUCACUUCCCUUCCACAUGACAAAGAAAACGCCAAGAAAUCCAUCAACGAAAGAUUCAAAGAAAAACCAGUGGAAGAUUCCUCCACCCCGAUGGAAACCUGCGAUUCCAACGAUACGGACAGUAUAAUGGUGUUUGAUGUGGAAAGAAACAGCGGAAAACAACUGAGACACUACAAGUACAACCUGCUCAACUUCAUCUCAGGGCUAUUCUCAGCUGAGCAGUUCGUCAGCAUGAUGGUGAUCCACAACAACAGAACGACCAACGACGACGAGAGAGAGAGCUUGCUGUUGUGCUUCCAGCAGCUGGUGGAGGGAAUCCUCGGCUACAUGAAGGAUGUGUCCUCGCAGGUUGAUCUCACUGUCAACCAGCCGUCGGCCAAAUACUGGAAAGCAAUGUUGAACUUGAUCUACGACCUUCUGAGCAAGACCAACGCGCUGCUGCCCAGUGAAAUGUUCCUGGAAGUGGUAGGCAGCCUUCUGCCACACAAAAUUCCAAAGAUGAGACGCCGGGUGAUGGAGUUGUUGAACUGGCAACUGCAGAGCUCCAUUCCACUCGCACCCGAAGGUCUCAGGUCUCUGCUUCCCACUCUUUUGACAAUCGUUCGAGAUAGGAAGGCGUUCAUUUCACAGGAAAUCCUUCUCAACCGACAGACUGCUCUCAUUUCCGUAAAACUACUGGCUAGGAAAAUCGCUUCAGUUUAUCCGGAUGAUUUCCAGGAGGCCCUGGAGCUGAUGACGAAGCUGGUGCAGGAGGGCGUGAAGUGCGAGUCGAGCGAGGAGAUGGCGGUGACGGCAUGCGCCAUUUUGUGUGUGGCCGAGCUGCUGUCCUGCCUCGGCCUCAAGGCCAUCGCGCAGCUGCCUCGCUUCAUGCCGGCCCUCAUCGGCAUCCUCGCAGCCACCUCGGCCACUCCCAAUGUGCCCGAGUUCCUCCUCACAAGUGUCAUCACCACCUUGCUCAAGAUAUUGGAGUAUCAUUCGAAUUUCAUCAGUCCUUACCUCUCUGAUAUCCUGAUGGAAUUAGCGCUGAUAUCGGCCAAGUUUGAAAAACAGACUGAUACAAAGUCUGAUGUCAUCAACUUGAAAAUGAACUCCGUUCUAACGAACAUCUCAGAGAAAGUUCCGAUGCGUAUAAUAGUGCCAGCAAUCACGGCCAGCUACUCGGAUCUGCUGGAGAAGGGCGAACUGACCGCCCUGCCAGUGGUGCUGUCGGUGCUCAGCAGCUCGUCGCAGCCCCAGCACCACCUCAAGGGCAACAUCCAGUCGUUCCUGCUCAAGGCACUCGCCUUCCGCGACGAGCACCCGCGGGCGGCCGCCGACACUCAGCUGGCCGUCGAGAAGGCCACCGUGCAGUGUGUCAUCGCGCAUGUGCUCAAACUCAACGAAAAGGAGUUCCACGGCUUCUGCAGGGAGGUUGUCACGCGAUCCACCACUCCGUUGAAGAUGAUCUCCUUGUUCAAGGUUCUCCAGACAUUAUCGGAGACUCUCAAGAGCCUAUUUUUGCCUUUCUCAAAAGAAUUCCAAGCUAAAGCGAUCGAUGCCUUGAACCUUAAAAAGAUUGGAGACCAGAGGAGAAGUGCUGAGCUACUGGAGGCAACAAUAGGCUACUUACUAAAUGUUUUCAGAUACGACAACGAGCGCUCAGUCACAGAGACUCAUCUCAACGCUUUGAUGGCUCCUCUUGUCAAUCUGCUGGAGAAUGAAGUCUGCAUUAAACACAACCUGUUUGACAAUCUCCUAAUCCCUUGUCUGGCGAAUCUCGCAAAAUGUUUGAGUGAUGAUUCGCUUUGGAAGAAGUUCAACUAUGAAAUUCUUCUUAAAACACAACAUGAGAAUGCCAAGGUGCGUCUAGGUGCAGUGAAGGCAGUGUGCGAGGUAGCCAAGAAACUGGGAGACUCCUACUUACCGCUGCUGCCCGAGAGCAUUCCCUUCCUGGCAGAACUGCUCGAAGACGAGGAGGAAGAGGUGGAGCGAACAUGUCGCUCCGUCGUCCAGGACAUGGAAGCUGUCCUCGGAGAACAGAUCAGCAAAUACUUCUCCAAAUGAACAAUUUAUUUUCGAAUUUAGUUUUUAAUAAAGUAAUUAUUUACUAAGUU
This is a messenger RNA of Nilaparvata lugens (brown planthopper), 6344 nucleotides long. Its product is annotated as HEAT repeat-containing protein 1. The transcript is spliced from 19 exons. Bases 160 to 6294 code for a protein of 2044 amino acids. The record is from RefSeq and is a predicted model, not a curated record. Gene Ontology annotation, cellular component: t-UTP complex; 90S preribosome; small-subunit processome. Gene Ontology annotation, molecular function: snoRNA binding. Gene Ontology annotation, biological process: maturation of SSU-rRNA from tricistronic rRNA transcript (SSU-rRNA, 5.8S rRNA, LSU-rRNA); positive regulation of transcription by RNA polymerase I. NCBI's taxonomy places the organism in Eukaryota, Metazoa, Arthropoda, Insecta, Hemiptera, Delphacidae.